Ceratotherium simum simum (southern white rhinoceros) is the source of this 8219-nucleotide messenger RNA. Lineage: Eukaryota; Metazoa; Chordata; Mammalia; Perissodactyla; Rhinocerotidae. The record is from RefSeq and is a predicted model, not a curated record.
UCUCCGAGACGUAGCUGGGCAGGGCCACCCGGUCACCGGCGAGGGUGACCGCGGGGGGAGCGAGGACUGCGGCCGCGGCGGAGGUGGGUGCGGGCCCGCGGGCGGUGUCCCGGCCCCUGUAGCGCGGGGCGGGUGGUGGACGCAGGUGGACGCGUCCGGCUCCUCCCGGUGCGGACUUGGGUUGCGCCUUGACAAGCAGUGGACUCACUGGUGACAGUGUCGGUGACUCGUCCUAGUGCAAGAGCGGCUUGUAAAUUUGCUUCAGCGAACCUUUUGACGCCUGACCUUCCCAUACGGAUUAUACUCCAAAUCUUGUUUAGAAAAUGGGUCCUACAGGACGCCUUGUUACCAUCAAAAGGAGCGGGGUCGACGGCCCCCACUUCCCGUUGAGCCUCAGCACAUGCUUGUUUGGAAGGGGCAUCGAAUGUGACAUCCGUAUUCAGCUUCCUGUAGUGUCAAAACAGCACUGCAAAAUUGAAAUCAAUGAGCAAGCAGCAAUAUUGUUUAAUUUCAGUUCCACAAGUCCUACACAAGUAAAUGGAUCUGCUAUUGAUGAACCCAUACGACUAAAACAUGGCGAUGUGAUAACCAUUGUUGAUCGAUCUUUCAGGUAUGAAAAUGAAAGUCAUCAGAAUGGAAGCGAGUCCACUGAAUUUACAGGACAAAGAUGUGAACAGGGAUCUCUGCGUCGGGUCUCAAGAUCGAGCCUCUCUUCUGAGCCUGAUGGGAAAGUUCAAGAUUCCAAUGCCCGUUCAAAACUCACUGAAGAAAAUGUUUCAGGAAGGUCUCUGGUACCUGUGAAGAAUGUCAAAACACCUGGUACUGUCUCAGAUGAUUCAGAAGAUCAUGUUGCCAGGAAAACACCUAAUGUUAUUCAUUCCUCAGAACUUCCUGGAGAUAAUUGCAGAAAUGUAAUGGGUCCCACUCCUGGGGAUUUUAAAGAAGAUUCCAGUGUAACAUUAGUGAGCUAUAAUGGAGAAUUGAAGUCUUUUCCUUCUACACAGUGUCUUAGGAAUAGUGAAAAAAACGAAUCUCCCUUUAGGAAGCUUUAUGAGUCAAUGAAGGAAGAGUUAGAUGUGAAAUCAGAAAAAGAAAAUAUUCUGUGGAAUCAUAGAAAAUCCAGAUCACAGAGUCAUUGCUCAUCAGAAAACGAAAGUGCUGCUGGUUUACAGGGCGGGUCACAGCUACUGGUCUCACUUAAAUCCAGGCGGAAAUCGGGUCAAAGCACCCAAAUUAAGGCAGACCCUGCUUCGGGAGAACAAGGAAGUAGCCAGACUGAGGAAAAGAGAACUGAUGAAGAGCCUGUUCAGACUCCCAAGGUGACAAUGAGUCCCAGCAUUCUCCGCACGCAGACAGCGGAAACAAAGACCCUCGCACAACAGUCACAGCGAAGCUCCUCACAGAAACGUCAGAGUGAAGCCCUCAGUGAUAUCCGGGGAAGUGAUCCUGUGAAUCUGAGUCUAAGUGAAGGCUUCAGGGUAGACAAUAAAACCCUUACUCCUAGGAAGUCCUUAACUAGAAAUCAGACACCCACUAAAGUUGAAAAUGCUGGUAAUUUGGGAAAUACUCCAGAAAAACUCUUUUCCAAAAAGAGGAGGAGUAUGCCUACAAAUGUUGAUGUUCUUACUACAGAAACAGAAAUUCAAAAUCAAACUAUUUUAGCUCCACUGCUCGUUCAAGUUGAAAGGAAGAUUCAAAACGAUGCCCUCAACAAGCCUGAGAAAUUGGAUAGCACAGCUGGACAGAUGUGCUCUGGGUCACCUGAUCUUAGUUCAGUUGACGUCAGCAACUUUGGUGAUUCCAUCAAUAAGAUUGAGGGAAUGUCCUUGAAAAGAAGGCGAGUGUCCUUUGGUGGUCAUCUGAGACCUGAAUUAUUUGACGAAAACUUGCCUCCUAAUACACCUCUCAAAAGAGGAGAAACACCAAUGAAAAGAAGGUCUCUUGUCACUCACACUCCAACUGUCCUGAAGAAAAUCAUCAAGGAACAGUCUCAACCAUCAAGAAAAGAAGAUUCUCCUUCAGAAACCCAUUUGGAAGUGACUGCACAAAACGUGUUUAUGAGCUCUCCUGCUCAGAAUCCUACAAAAACUCCACUUGCAAAUGAUCAGCGCCAUCGGUCAUCCAAGGCAUCUUCUGUCUCCAGUGACAGCAAAUCUCCUCACCAGACAGAUACUCCUAAGAGAGGAGGGAGAAGGAGCGGCAAUUUGCCUUCAAAGAGAACAUCCAUAGAUCGAAGCCAACAUGAACUCUUACAGAUGAUUUAUUCCAAAAGAAGGAGUGGUGCUUCUGAAGCCAAUUUAAUUGUGGCAAAAUCGUGGGCAGACGUGGUAAAACUUGGUGCUAAACAAACACAAACUAAAGUCGUUAAACAUGGCCCUCAAAGGCAGCUGAACAAAAGACAAAGAAGGAUUAAUACUCCAAAGAAGCCUACUGGCAGUGUUCACAAUCAAUUUAGUACAGGCCACGCGAACUCUCCCUGUACCAUAGUAAUAGGGAAAGCUCACAUCGAAAAAGUAAACAUGCCUGCUCGGCCCUACAGAAUGCUGAACAACUUUGUAUUCAACAAAAAAAUGGACUUUAAUGAAGAUCUUUCAGGACUAACUGAAAUGUUCAAGACUCCAGCGAAAGAGAAGCCACAAAUGAUGAGAAUAUGUCCCAUCACUUUUUCAGAUUCAGAGGAUUUGCUUGGAAAAAAGUUUCAAGUACCUAAUUCGGAAGAAAAACCUCUGCUAUGCACUUCAGAAAAUUUUGGAGAGAGUGUGUUCCCCAGUACUCAGAAAGCAGCAAAAGAGCCGUCAGAUAAAAGUUCUGCAAGCCCUGCCUUAAAACAACGGGAUAGGAGAAUAAAUGAAGAUAUCGUGAAAACUCCCAGGAACAUCUACAAAAUGACAAGUGCUGAGAUGAAAACUCCAGUAUCUGAGGCAGAGCCUCCAAAGGUAGCAGCAAGUACAAACAAGUCUAGAAGGUCUGUGGAGCUCAGAAAUAAACAGACGCCAGGCGCAGAGGAUGAGAAUGAAGAAAGGAAAACCGACACCAUGGAGAACAUCUUGGGAAGACGUCUGAGGAAAACACCACUACGAGAACAGAAGCUAAAGGGAGAGAUGAAGGAAAGUGAGAGAUCUUUUGAGAUAUGUAAGAAUAUCAUCGAAUCAAAAGAAAACUCUGAAAAGAUCAUGGCUGUGAGGAGAUCAAGAAGAUCUUCAGAGCUAAAAUGGGAACCAACAGCAGACCUGACUGCCCUCAAGAGAUGGCAAGAGACAGAACCAAAGGAAGACCUGGCAGACAUCCCAAGUCUCCUCCAAACCCCAGACUAUGUGGCGAAACCGGUGGAUACAGAGAACAAAACCACAAAACUGCGCUGUAAAUCUCCAAAACCAGAACCGGUCAACAUGCCAACAAGGACUAAUGUACAGCUCAAGACACCUCCCCAGAAAGUGGAUGUAGAAGAGCUCUUAGUACUCAAGAAGCCCACACAAACACCAGGAGAAACCACAUACACACACAGAGAACCAGUAGAUGAUGAAAAAAGCAUCAAAUUGUUUAAGGAAACUGUAAGGCGGGAACUGGACUCUGCAGAAAAUGUAACUGGAAGUAAGGGCCAGCCAAGAACACCUAAGGAAAAGACUCAACCUCUAGAAGACCUGGCUGGCUUCAGAGAGCUCUUCCAAACACCAGAUCACGCCAAGGAACCAAUGACUGAUGACAAAACUGCUACAAUACUCUCCCAGUCUCCACAACCAGAACCAGCCAUCAUGUCAACCAGCAAGACCAGACGGCUCAAGACACCUCUGCAGAAAGUGAACGUAGAGGAUGAGCUCUUGGCACUCAGGAAGCCCACACGAACACCAGGGGAAACCAUGCUCUCACACCAAGAACUAGUAGGUGGUGACAAAGACAUUGCAGUGUCUCAGGAAGCUCCAGAACAGAAACUGGACCCUGCAGACAAUGUAACUGGGAGCAAGAGGCGGACGAGAACACCCAAGAAAAAUCUCCAUUCCCUCGAAGACCUGGUUGGCUUCAAAGAGCUCUUCCAAACGCCAGAUUACACCAAGGAACCAAUGACUGAUGACAGAACCACAGAACCAGUCAACACACCAACAAGUAGAAAGAGAGGGCUCGAGACACCUCUGCAGAAAGUAGACAUAAAGAAUGAGCUCUCAGCACUCAGGAAGCCCACACAAACACCAAGAGAAACCAUGCUCUCACACAAAGAACUAGUAGGUGGUGACAAAGACAUUGCAGUGUCUCAGGAAGCUCCAGAACAGAAACUGGACCCUGCAGACAAUGUAACUGGAAGCAAGAGGCGGACGAGAACACCCAAGAAAAAGAUCCAUUCUCUCGAAGACCUGGUUGUCUUCAAAGAGCUCUUCCAAAUGCCAGAUCACACCAAGGAACCAAUGACUGAUGACACAACCACCCAAAUAUCCUGCAGAUCUCCACAAGCAGAACCAGUCAACACACCAACCAGUAGAAAGAGAGGGCUCAAGACACCUCAACGGAAAGUAGACUUAGAGAAUGAGCUCUCAGCACUCAGGAAGCCCACACAAACACCAGGGGAAAACACGUUCUCACACAAAGAACCAGUAGGUGCAGUGUCUCAGGAAGCUUCAGAACAGAAACUGGACCCUGCCGAAAAUGUAACUGGAAGCAAGAGGCAGACGAGAACACCCAAGAAAAAGCUCCGUUCCCUCGAAGACCUGGUUGGCUUCAAAGAGCUCUUCCAAACGCCACAUUAUGCCAAGGAACCAAUGACUGAUGACAGAAGCACCCAAAUAUCCUGCAAAUCUCCACAAGCAGAACCAGUCAACACACCAACAAGUAGAAAGAGAGGGCUCAAGACACCUCUGCAGAAAAUAGAUGUAGAGGAUGAGCUCUCAGCAAUUAAGAAGCCCACACAAACACCAGAAGAAACCACACUCUCACACAAAGAACUGGUAGGUGGUGACAGAAACAUUGCAGUGUCUCAGGAAGGUCCAGAACAGACACUUGACCCUGCAGACAAUGUAGCUGGAAGCAAGAGGCGGACGAGAACACCCAAGAAAAAGAUCCAUUCCCUUGAAGACCUGGUUGGCUUCAAAGAGCUCUUCCAUACACCAGAUCAUGCCAAGGAACCAAUGACUGAUGACAAAACCACCCAAAUAUCCUGCAGAUCUCCACAAGCAGAGCCAGUCAACACACAAGCAAGUAGAUGGAGAUGGCUCAAGAGACCUCCCCAGAAAGUAGACAUAGAGGAUGAGCUCUCAGCACGCAGGAAGCCCACACAAACACCAAAUGAAACUGUGCACACACAGAGAGAACCAGUGGAUGGUGAUAAAGACAUCAAAUUGUUUAAGGAGACUUCAGAGCAGAAACUAGACUCAAAAGAAAACGUAACCGGAAGCAAGAGGCAACCAAGAAGACCUAAGGAAAAGGCCCAACCCCUAGAAGACCUGGAUGGCCUCAAAAUGCUCUUCCAAACACCAGAUCGCAUCAAAGAACCGAUGACUGAUGACAAAACCACCAAAAUUUCCUGCAAAUCUCCACAAGCAGAACCAGCCAACACACCAACAAGUAGCAAGAGACUGCUUAGGGCACCUCCCUGGAAGGUGGAGGAGCGGGAACGUCUAUCAGCAGGCAAGAAGCCCACGCAAACCCUGGGGGAAAUGGCGUGUUCACACGGAGAACCAGUAGACAGUGACAAAGACAUCAAAGCGUUUAAGCACACUGCAAGGCAGGAACUGGAUCCUGCAGAAAAUGUAACUGGAAAUAAGAGGCAGCUAAGAAUCCUGAAGGAAAAGUCCCAGCCCCUUGAAGACGUGGUUGGCUUCAAAGAGCUCUUCCAAUCACCAGUUCAGGCCAAGGAACCAACGGCUAUUACCAAAACCACAAAAAUGCCCUGCAAAUCUCCACAACCAGAACCAGUUGUAACACCAACCAACAUGAGACAGCUUAAGACAUCUCUGGGGAAAGUAGGCGUAGAAGAUGUGCUCUCAGCACGCAGGAAGCCCACACGAACGCUGGGCAAAGCUGUGCACGCACACAGAGAACCAGUGGAUGAUAAAGACAUCAAACUAUUUAAGGAAGCUCCCAAGCAGAAACUGGACUCAGAAGAAAAUGUAACUGGAAGCAAGAGGCAGCCAAGAAGACUUAAGGAAAAGGCCCAACCCCUAGAAGACCUGGAUGGCCUCAAAAUGCUCUUCCGAACACCAGAUCACAGUGAGGAACCAACGACUGAUGAGAAAACCUCCAAAAUACCCUGUAAAGCUCCACAAACGGAACCAGUCAAAACACCAGCAAAUAGAAAGAGACUGCUUAGGGCACCUCCCCGGAAAGAGGAAGAGCAGGAAGACCUGUCAGCACACAGGAAGCCUACACGAACUCUGAGGGAAAGGAUGCACUCACACAGAGAACCAGUCAGUGGUGAUAAAGACAUCACAGUGUUUAAGGGAACUGCAAGGCAGGCACCGGACCCUGCAGCAAAUGUAACUGGAAACAAGAGGCAGCUAAGAACUAAGGAAAAGGCUCAGCUCCUUGAAGACCCGGCUGGCCUCAAAGAGCUCUUCCAAACACCAGCUCACACACACGAACUAAUGACUGAUGAGAAAACCACAAAAAUGCCCUGCAAAUCUUCCCAAGUGGAACCAGUCAACACGAACAUGCCAACGGGUACAAAGAGACGGCUCAGGGUACCUCCCCGGAAAGUGGACAUAGAAGAUAAGCGCUCAGCGUGCAGGAAGCCCACAGAAACACCGGGGGAAACCACACACACACAUGGAGAACCAAUAGUGGAUGAUAAAAACAUCAAGUUGUUUAAAGAAACUCCAAAGCAGGAACUGGACCCUGAAGAAAAUGUAACUAGAAGCAAGAAGCAGCCAACAAUCCGUAAGAAAAAGGCCCGACCUCUAGAAGACCUGGAUGGCCUCAAAGAGCUCAUCCAAACGCCAGAUCACACGGACGAUCCAGUGACUGAUGAGAAAACCACUAAAAUGCCCUGUGAAUCUCCACGCGUGGAACCCGUCACCGAGCCACCAAGCAAGAAAAGACGGCUCAGGGCACCGCCCCGGAAGGUGGAUGAGCAGGAAGAUCUGUCAGCACCCAGGAAGCCCACACAAACCCUGGGGAAAACGAUGCGCUCACGCAGAGAACCAGUCGGUGGUGAUAAAGACAUCACAGUGUUUAAGGAAACUGCAAAGGAGGAACUGGACCCUGCGGCAAAUGUAACUGGAAACAGGAGGUGGCCAAGAAGAACUAAGGAAAAGGCCCAGCCCCUCGAAGACCUGACCAGGUAUAAAGAGCCCCUCCAGACGCCAGCUCACGCCAAGGAACUAGGAAGUGAAGCUGAGAGCGUUAAGAUGACUCCAACACAAACAGCAGACAAAAGAAAACCUGUGAAAAUAUCCAGAAGAGUCCUUAGGGCCCCUAAAAUAGAACCCACGGAUGACCUGGCGGGCACCAGGGACCCUGUGCAAUCACAAGGGGAAAGCAGUGUUUCCCCGUCCCCCAAGAGGAAACGUGGAAAAGAUGGACGCAUCACGGGAACGAAGAGGCUGUGCUCUGUGACUCCUCCACCAGACACGGCGGAAGAGAAGCCGCUCCAUAAGAAACAGAGGACGGCUCCCAGAGAGACAUGCGAACCACCUGAACCCGCUGUGACAGAGAAGAAAAGUCGGAGAAUGUUGGCAAAAAGGAUCGAACCUGUGAAAGGGCUGCCCAGCAACAAUGGGAAAACUGAAAAAAGGGGCCAAACAGUAGAAGAUGCAGCUGCUUCAAAUAAGGGAAUGUCCCUGCGUUCCAGACGCCCAAAUAAAACCGAUGUAGAGGAGCAAAAAUCUGAAUUUCCUCUAUCGGCAGAAAAGAUUAAAACAAAGAGGAAUGAAAAGAAGCCCAUGAAUACCUCCCAAGAGAUGAAGCUACAAAACCCGGAAGAUGGAGCUGAGAAUUCCACAUCUGGGGGCCAAGUCCCUGGAAGUAGAACAGGUUUGAGAUCUGGAAGACGGAAUAAGAUGCCCUUGCCUAAUGUAGCAGAGGAGAAAGCAAGGAAGAAAAGUGUGGAAAUCUCCGUGAAGAGUCAGAAGGAGAGCAAAGUAACAGAACAUUCAGACUCCAAGAGUUUGAGAUCAAGAAAGAUUACAGUUCCUUCUAAAGGAAACACUUCAGAGGGUGAAUCUGAGCAGAGAGUAACUCGGGGUGCCAAGAAGCGUGCUGAAACUACCACAAAGGAGGAGGUGCUCGUGUCCUAG